CAACAACGAGAAGAAACAUGGCGGCGUCCAUGAGCAGCAGCUCCUCUGGUCAUUUUUAGACUUUUCCCGUCUUUAAAUUUCUUUUUCUUCAAGGACCAGUCCUGUCUGGCGGGAAAAACGAGUCUUGAACAGUGCACUGAGGAUCAUGUCACGGCUGGCUGUGGUGUUUGGGGGCUCCAGAGGCAUUGGGAAGGCUGUGUCCCGCCUGUUGGCAGAGAGAGGCUGCAGGGUGGCUGUUGUUUCUAGAAGCGAAGAUGCUGCCAGGGCUACUGUGACAUCUUUACAUGGAGCUGAACAUGUGGCUCUCAGCUGUGACGUCUCUAAAGACCAGGAGGUGCAGAAAACUUUUGAGACGAUCCAGAAGACCUGUGGAAACAUCACCUAUCUGGUGAACGCAGCUGGUAUCAACAGAGAUGCUCUGUUACUGAGGACCAAACCUGAAGACAUGCUGGACCUGCUACAAACAAACCUGCUGGGCUCCAUGUUGACCUGCAGGGCGGCGCUGCGUAGCAUGCUGCACACAAAGGGAGCUGCUAUUGUUAAUAUAGGCUCUGUGGUUGGCCUGAAGGGGAACGCUGGUCAGUGUGUGUACAGUGCCAGUAAAUCCGGUUUAGAGGGCUUCACUCGCUCCUUGGCUAAAGAAGUGGCCUCACGUGGCAUCAGAGUGAACCUGCUGGCUCCAGGUUUCAUCCGCACUGACAUGACCUCGGGGCUGAAGGAGGAGGACGGCGCACGCUCCAUCCCUCUGGGGAGAUUCGGCGAGCCAGAGGAGGUCGCCCAGGCCGCCCUUUUCCUUUUGGAGUCUUCCUACGUUACCGGACAGGUGCUGGUGGUGGACGGAGGACUGCAGCUGGCCAUGUAGGGGCUGAGGAUUUACUGUGGAGUUAUCUUAACACUUAAAACAACAGUGAGGCUGGUGGAGCUUCACUCUGGAUCAUUAUGUCUUGAUUAAGGCAUAAAAAUAUUCAAGAAUGAGAUGAACAUCUGACUCUAAUAUCAAUGACAGAGGAGCUUCUGAGUGAUCAAAUGUGAACACAGACACUUUACUUUUAGACCUGGAGCCUGUUUUCAUAUUCUUAUCUUUUUGUGUCUAAAUGAAUUGCAAUCUGAGUGAUGUAAGUCCACGGGUUUAUUUCUGUUUUGUCACUGGAGGCUCAUAAAUGGAUUGACAUUGUUAAAGGAAUGAUCUUCCAGAGACAGGCCUGUUUUUAUGAAACACUUUCAGGAAAAGUGAUUGAAAUUUAAAUCACAUUUCCUUAGAAUCUUCCUAAGUUAACUCUUAACACAUGCUCCUUCUCACUGGUGACCAACCGCUCCCUCUGGACAGGAGGGGUCAGUCUGACAAUUUUUGCAAUUAUUUAAAUAUUUGCCUUUAUUCUAUAUUGAAAAUAUUUACAGUAUCAACAAAAGAGUAGCAGGAUUAAUUUUCAUCAGCCCUUCUCACAAUCAAUCAAUAAAUGAAUCAAUCUUUAUUUGUAUAGUGGCAAAUCAUUACCAACAUUGUCUUGACAUUACAUUACAAAGUGGGAAGGUCAAUAGCAGACCCUCCCACAGCACGUGCCGCAUCAGGUGUGUUAAAUCCUGCAUGGAUUCUGACAACUCAUGUUAAAUAUUCAGAAUAACAGAGAGUGCAUUAAAUUAAAGGCAAUACUGAUAUGUUCACUUAAGCACCUCCAUGAUUUAGUUUCCUGUCUGAAUGAAGAAAACCCUAAGAACACUACCACAUCCUUGUCAUGCAUAACAAUGCCACACAUGGAUAAAAAAAAAACAGCUGAGAGCCUCAGACUGAUUUAACUCCUGGUUAUGGCUUAGUAAUGUCAAAGUUAUAAUAACCAACCUUAUUUACACAUCAUUUAUCAUCAUUUAUUUUAAAGUCAUAAAGAGGUGGAAUUGUUUCCUGAUCUCUGGAAAGUUUGUGCAUCACAAAAAGAGUCAUAACAGACUGUUUUUUGACUUGAUUCUGAUGAUUUCUCUCUUUUAUUGAGGAAAAAUGUGAACAAAGUGCUGUGCUAUGGAAAAAAGUUUAGUUUUUAUGAUGACAUCAUACAGCUGAUUAGACACUCUAAUCCGGGCGUGGUUGCAUUUACAUCUCAUCCAAACCAUGCCAGAGCCCACUUGAAUCGCACCUGAGACACCCCCCCCCCCUUUGAUUGGGGACACAGGUCUAUCAUCUUUCCAAAUUUCCGUUUUACUUGUGGGCAUGUUUCAACAAAGUCCAGUUGUUUUCCAGCUCUGUCACUCACUCUUACAGGCUUGUAGCAAAUAGAGCACAUUCACCUUGGGUGUGGUGUCUUUCCCAGCUUUGACAUCUGACUUAUAAGAUAGGUGGAACACAACAGAAGUUCCUGAAUGAUGACAUUUGGAGAUUUUAUAGAAAAUCUGUACAUAUUUAUGAUUUUUUCAUGGCACCAGUUUCAAACCAGUUCCUCCACGAAGUCUUCUGAGAGGUUUCAAGGGCAAUUGGAGCAACGGUGUGACGUGCAAAUCAACACAGACAUGCCGCUAUUUAUACUCCUAGGAUAUCUGCAUGGGUGUUCUCUCUGCUGUUGAAUUUUUGCUUUUCAUGCAGCUUUUUUCUUUGUCGCUCUUAUUCUUCAUCUCUUAACCUCAUUUGUUAAAUCAAAGAGUGCAGAGAGAGUUCUCUCUCUGAGAGAACUGCAUUAUGCUGCAAAAGUUGCAUAAAAAUCGUCUGAAAACAGGUGACUGAGAGGCUUUGUGGAACUUGGAAAGACUCCAUUCUCCCUUUUGAAAUUAUAACAUUGUUAUGUCAGCUUAAAAACUUCUAUUUCAAGGUGGAAAAUUUACAUUUUGCUGCUAUAAAACGCUAAAGACCUACUGACAGCAGCACUGGUAGAACAGUAACUCCUGUUCUUGUCAAUGCAAUGUGCUGAUUCUAAAAGUUAUUUCAUAGUGGUUGCUUCUGAUUAAGAAAGUGUGGUAAUUAAAAAGAAAAGUUUAAUCUUAGUGUUAUGCUUGGUGUUUUUUCUGCAGUAAUGUUAGACACAAAGAAUAAUAAUAUAAGCCUGUCUGGGAAUCUUUUUGUGGACUAUCUUUGAUGCAGCCUUCAAGGACAGCAUUUGGAGUAUUCCAAAAUUGUAUAAACCUUCAACUUGUUAGGGCCCAGCAUUGAAAGCAGAGAAAUUUCCCCCCCAGCAGGCCUCAGCCUGUGCUGGAUUGAGGGUAAAGUUUGUUUGAGCUGUAGAAGUGUCAGAUUGGAUUUCAUAUUUGUUGUCAGUUGUUUUUUUUCUGUCAGAUUUUUACUGAAAAAACAUCAGGAGUGAUCAAACUCUUUAUAUGGGUUUCUGGUUGUCCACAUCUGUCCUGGCGCUCUCCGUCAUUCUGCUGAGUCACUCCUCCCCACCGCAGAAGUCAUGGCCUGAUAUGUGUGUGACACUCGGUCAUGACUAACACUGCUGACUCCAGAGUGUCUGGCCCAGUCUGGACCUCUGUGUCCCGAGCCCCUAAAUUUGAUCAGUUGGUCUUUUUCCAUGACUGUAAAGCGCCUGAGCAUGUUUUGUCCCCCCCACCUCCCCUGGGAGGCCCGCUCUCACUGACAGCACGUUUCCCCCUCCACCAGCGGCCCCCAGAGCCCACCUCUGGAGGGGCCUGUCGUGGGGCCGGCGUGCUGGGCUACAGCUGGAGGAAAUUAGGAAGAGUGGUGGAGGUGGGGGGUAUUUUUAGCUCGGGGAAUGUUUUGAGUGUCUGGUUUCAGCUCUGGAUCUGUGGUGUGGAUGGACAGGGUUGGAGGGGACUGUCAUGCCCUGUGAUGAGAUAAGAAGUGCUGCAUUUUGUUCCUUUCAUUGAGAUAUGCUGUAAGCCUCCAGAUAUGAAGCAAGCUCACAGUACUUUUCUGUUUAAUGUGCACUCUUUAGCAAUUUCUUAAGAUGACACAAUACUGGAAAAUACUGACAUUGGACAUUUUUUUUUGUGAUAUUUGUUGUGAAGACUUUUCCCAAACAAAUGUAAUUAAUUCAUACAGCAAAUAUAUUCAUUUAUAUGGGGAAUAGCAUUUGAAUAUUACCAUUUCAAAAUUAGGUCUAGUUUUAUCUUUAUUGGGAAAACAUGCUCAGUGCUUGCUGUUAAUAUUGUGAGAAUACGAAGCAUGAUAAACUCCAGCUGUGAAAAUUUAAUUGCAUUAAUCACAAUUAACUAAAAUCCAUGAUUAGUGCACAAAUUAUUAUAAACCACACGCUUUAUAGUCCCUUUCAGCACACUUUGGUUAAGCCAUGUCAGCAUCUCCCUCUAAUGGCCCAAUUCAGUGGUUCCCAACAUUUUUUCAUUAAUCCCCCCUUCAUAUAUCUAAGAAGAGCUGCGCUCCCCAGGACCCACACUGAAAAAAAUCGACAUUGCUGUCAGAAACACAUAUAAACUUGAAUUGUUUUCAUCGUUUAAAAUAAAAAAAAUUGCCCAAACUACAAGUGUUAUAAGCAAAACACCUUGGUAUGAACUAUUCAUAUGGGUUUUAUCAUGAUUUUGGGUAGCUUGAGUAAACCUAGUUUUAACAACCUCAGAGCAGACGGGCCAACGUGCUUUGGAUCUUCAAAUAUGAUCCUGAGACUAAAUAGUGGACAAUGCAUUGGAAAACACCAUCGUCAUCAUGGAUGAAGAAAGCACCACAAAGAAAGUCCAAAUUCAAGGUCAUAUUGGUUUUCUUUGACAUUGAGGGGAUUAUUUUGGAGGUGUGGAUUCCAGAAGGGUCAACAGUGAACAAACAGGUUCUAGAAAAUCUAAGAGAAAAGUCUGAAAAAAAAGAGACCAGUUCUGGAAAAAUUGUUUCCUUCACCAUGAAUCCAGCUUACACUGUGCUCUCAGUAAAGCAGUUUCUAACCCAAAAAUCAAAUAUGUAUACACAGUCCUCGAUCACCCUCCCUAUUUACCUGAUAUAGCACUGUAAACGUGUUUCUCUGAGCACAGGUUUCAUCUUAGGAAAAAGUCAGAGUCUGUGUCGGCAGUUAGCUAGCUACAGCCGGAGAGUGUCUGAAAUGUGGGACUGCUUAGUGAGAAAGUAUUUCGUGUUUUCUCCAUUUUUAUUGUAUUCAAUUCAGGCCUUUGUCGUGUGAUUGCUGCUAUUGCCAUAAUGAUAAAAUUGUGAUUUAUUGUGCAGCCCUACUAUAUGUUGUUU
Molecule: messenger RNA, 5122 nt
Organism: Cheilinus undulatus (humphead wrasse)
Lineage: Eukaryota; Metazoa; Chordata; Actinopteri; Labriformes; Labridae
Gene: cbr4
Product: carbonyl reductase 4
Exons: 6
Coding region: 146-862 (238 amino acids)
Biological process (GO): fatty acid biosynthetic process
Molecular function (GO): oxidoreductase activity, acting on the CH-OH group of donors, NAD or NADP as acceptor; quinone binding
Source: RefSeq, a predicted model, not a curated record